GUUAUUGACAAGCACCGUCUUCGUUCGAGUUCAAGUUGUCGAUCGAAAGCAUCCCUGCUGAAUUGCUUUGUAGAAAUGGAAACCACAGUGAAGUACAUCUGCGUUCUCGCGUUUCUUGUGAGUAUGACCAUUGCUGGGCUCAAUGGAGUCGAGGGAACUGCUGAUUAUUAUGGUCCAUGUGGGAAACAUGACAUCGAGAAAGAGGCUGAGAAGUUGGAACCGUGUACAUACGCAGCACAGCAUCGGAGAGUCCCGGUUUCCGAGCGUUGCUGCAGUAUAAUGGAGAAAAAGGUGAAGAAUCCAGGCUGCCUUUGCGCUGUUCUGUAUUCUCAAACAGCAUACAAUGCGGGAGUGAGGCCGGAAAUUGCAGUGACCAUUCCAAAACGCUGCAACAUUGUUGAUCGCCCUGUUGGUUACCAGUGUGGAGAUUUCACUCUGCCUUAACUCUGAAGACUCCAUCAGCAGUAUAAGCAUGCUGGAUUCACUGUGACAUCCAGCAUUUUCAAGUUAAAUAAAAAUCUAUUGAUGUAUCUUUGAAUUAUAAUCAAUAAGUGUUGUUGUUUCUUUGAAUAAUAAUAAACAAAAAUGUAAUUU
This is a messenger RNA of Hibiscus syriacus, 594 nucleotides long. RefSeq lists its product as uncharacterized. Lineage: Eukaryota; Viridiplantae; Streptophyta; Magnoliopsida; Malvales; Malvaceae. The transcript has 2 exons. The coding region runs from base 76 to 444 and encodes 122 amino acids. The record is from RefSeq and is a predicted model, not a curated record. Gene Ontology annotation, biological process: systemic acquired resistance. Gene Ontology annotation, molecular function: fatty acid binding.